AUGCACCUAGAGCAUCCAGAUACUUUGAUCACUAUUCUCCAUUUGAUAACUCUUCUAGCAAUUCCUAUUCAUGUCUUCGGAACUUAUUGCAUUUUAUUCAAAACUCCGAAAUCAAUGGAAUCUGUUAAACUUAUUAUGCUUAACUUCCAUGUUUGGUGUAUGGUUUUAGACUACGGCAUUACUGUUUUAACAGUUCCAUAUUUAUUAUUUCCGGUGCUUGGCGGGUUUCCAUUAGGAAUACUGAAAGAUAUUGGCGUUCCUAUUGAAGUUCAGAGCUAUGGUAUUUUGACCCUAGUUGCAGUUGUUUCUGCUGCCGCCAUAGACAUAAUUGAAAACCGAUAUUACAUAGUUUUUGCUCAAAACACAAAAUGGCGUCGUUAUCGUAUUAUACUAACAAUUUUCAAUUACUCGUGUUCACUUGCGUGGACUUUGCCAGCAUUCAUCCUUCUUCCAGAUCAAAAUACUGCAGCACCUGGAGCUUUGAGAAUUCUUGAAAAAUUCGGCACUGUGCCAGAAUAUAUACGAAAAGCCCCGAUUUUCGUAAUUUCUUUUGAUUUACGGACUAUAACUCUUCCAUGUAUGAUAAUAGCGGGUUUUUUUGUGGUUGAGGUCGUAGUGUUUGUUGUUGUAAUGACUCGAGGCAUGAGCAAACUAAAACAAACUGCAAGAUUUUCCAAGAGCACUCUCAAAAUGCAAAGAAAUUUUCUAAACGCAAUUUAUAUCCAGGUAUCAGUCUACAUAACAAGCAUCCAACUUCCAAUAUUCUGGUUUAUCGUUUCAAUUCUUGCUGAUGUUCAUUUCCAAGCUAUAAAUAACUUGGGAUUUGUGAUGUUCUCAUUCAAUGGAGUGGUUUCUACGGUUAUCAUGAUAUGGAUACACAGGCCGUAUCGAGAUUUCUGCUUGAAAAUUGUAAAACUAAAUAAAUUGUCUAAUAAUGCAGUUCAUGUGGAUUCCGGCGGCACAAUUCAUUCGGUGGCUCCUCGUGUAACCUCUAAUGCAUAUUAA
Caenorhabditis elegans is the source of this 1005-nucleotide messenger RNA. It is a transcript of the gene srh-268, whose product is annotated as Serpentine Receptor, class H. The record is from RefSeq and is marked reviewed. The transcript has 4 exons. Bases 1 to 1005 code for a protein of 334 amino acids. Lineage: Eukaryota; Metazoa; Nematoda; Chromadorea; Rhabditida; Rhabditidae.